AUGGGUGGCGCAAGCAGAGAAGGUGGCAAGGUCAAGCCUCUCAAGGCCGCCAAGAAGGAAAAGAAGGACCUCGAUGAUGAGGAUCUUGCCUUCCACGAGAAGCAGAGAGCCGAUGCCGCGGCCAAGAAGGCUAUGAUGGAAUCCGCCAAGGGCAAGAAGGGUCCCCUGAACACUGGUCAGCAGGGUAUCAAGAAGUCCGGCAAGAAAUAA
Molecule: messenger RNA, 210 nt
Organism: Penicillium angulare
Lineage: Eukaryota; Fungi; Ascomycota; Eurotiomycetes; Eurotiales; Aspergillaceae
Product: translation machinery-associated protein 7
Exons: 3
Coding region: 1-210 (69 amino acids)
Source: RefSeq, a predicted model, not a curated record